This is a messenger RNA of Dichomitus squalens LYAD-421 SS1, 543 nucleotides long. RefSeq lists its product as uncharacterized. The transcript is spliced from 6 exons. The record is from RefSeq and is a predicted model, not a curated record. NCBI's taxonomy places the organism in Eukaryota, Fungi, Basidiomycota, Agaricomycetes, Polyporales, Polyporaceae. The coding region runs from base 1 to 543 and encodes 180 amino acids.
AUGGCCACCGGUAACGAAGUGCUUUCAUGGACUUCGCAGGACCCCCGCCAAAGCCAGCUGUUUGGCAGCUACGGUGUCCUGUACCGCUUCCAGACGGAUACGAACAGCCAAGGGCAGAGUGUAACGACACUCUGGAGAGCGAUCCGCGCAAACAAGGAGGACCGCGUCGCGAAGCUGGAGUGGGCGCCAAAUGGCGGCCUCGGGCGCGCAAUAAUCGGAAAGAGCACGCUGCCCAUGGCAGACCUCGUCCGCCCGGAUCCCCGCGUUUACAACGGGAGGAUAUUCAACGGCCCAGACGGCUACCAGUAUCGAUGGUGCCCAGCGAACAACUCGUACAAUGACGUCGUGCUGCAAGAUCAGAACAACAACGUGAUCGCGUUUUUCCGACCCACACGACCUCAGCGAUACAACAUCGGCGAGGUCCACGGGGAGCUUCACUUUGUCCGCAACGCAGGCGCAGGCGUCGUGAUGCACCCUCCGCUCAUGGACACGGUAACGGUUACAGCGAUGUUGUACCGGUUCGUGAUGGCAUUCGGACUGUGA